Messenger RNA from Oppiella nova, 3417 nucleotides. Lineage: Eukaryota; Metazoa; Arthropoda; Arachnida; Sarcoptiformes; Oppiidae. The record is from the annotation of a GenBank genome assembly.
GUAGUGUACGGAGUGUAUAGAGUGGAGAGGAUUGGUUUCAUACCAAUUUAGGCAGUGCUCCACACACUCCUCAUCCAUUCAAUAACAGUAUUUCACUCAUUAAUUGAGGGAUAAUUAUUCGGUGGACAACCACUCGAUGGACACUAGGGUUGGUCUCACCAUCGGAUACAUUGUUCCCCUCAGAGUGACUGUUAUUAGCGAUUCCCAGUGGCCGACCCUAACGGACUGGAUGAGUGCUACUCGUGCUGAAUGAGUCCCAUAAUGAGUGCGAUAUUGAGUGAGGGUCAGAAGCAACCGAACCAAUCGCGCCUGUAUUGGGACAUUCAACUCGACCAGGACUUGUUGGAGACAAUCGUGAACAUAUACCCGGAGUGGUUCAACGAGAACAGUAUCCAAGCGAUGACUGAGGGCGCGACCGACUCAUUGAUACCAUUCUUGCAAUCGAUACCAUCGGACGCCGCCUCUCCCCCCACAGUCGACAGCCAAUCACUCCUGAACUCAAUGGACAAGAAUAAGGAAUCGCUGAAAGUCAAGCUUAUGCUCAGACGACCCAUCAAUGAGCUCAUCGAACAGGGAAUCCAUCCGCCACUGGGAUCUUCUCCCGUAUUUCAUCAGCAAAAACAACGGUUAGAACGCGCGAAGACCGGAGACUUCCUGAAGCAUAAGAUCCAACGACGGCCUCAGAGACAGGAACUCGUCGAACAGCACAUCCUCGAGGACACGACCGUCGAUCCGAGUCUUCACGAAAAGCAGAGACAACUAAAGAAAGCGCGUUUAGCCGACGAUCUCAACGACAGGCUAUCUCACCGACCGGGACCUCUUGAGCUCAUCAAAGGUAAUAUACUGCACACGGAUGAGCAGUUCGAGCAGGCGGUCAAAGAGGGUCAGAUCCCCUUCAAGAACACGAGCGAAGGGGAAGUGAUUAAACACCCGCCGCCGCGGUUCGUGUUCGCCAACGAGGAGGAGAGCAGUUCCGACAGCUCGCCCUCCCCUCUCGUCAACACCACACCACCCGAGCAGUCAUUAAAUGGUUUGAUAACAUUCGACGCGGUGACCAACGAUGUGGUGACGACCGCUCCCACGGCCACAGUCGUGGCCACCACUUGCUCGCCGACAAGCGUCUCAUACAUCGUCUCAUCGCCCGUCGCGAGUAUACUCACCUCUCCAUCAACUGUUCACUCGAUUUUGAUUGGCAACGGAAAUGCCGUCACCAUCGCCGCUCCCAAUCCCACGCCAUCUGUGGUGGCGGUCACCUCCGGAGCGGCCGCUCCUAUAAUAAACGCCUCGCCAUUCUGUCAGACGACGAAUCAGAUAUCAGUCAACCUUCCAGUGGUCUCCAGUUUUAAGGAACAUUCUUCUGGCUCUAAGUGUCGCAAAAAAUCCAAAUCCAAAGCGCAGCCAAAGCCGCGAACCAUUAAGUUUCACGAAUACAAAGGACCACCGAAUGCUAAGAGUCAGUUGAACGCAAACCUGUCGUCCACCGAGUCUUCGUACGAACUACUCCUACAACAGCAACAGCUGUUCCUUCAGUGGCAACUGGAAUGGCAACAGAAGUACCCGCAGAUAAUCCUUCCAACGGCUCAAAAGACAAGUUUGGACCAAAUCCAAGACCAGGGAACAGAUGCUCAAAGCGCCGCACACUCGCAAAACAGCCCCAAAUCCGCUUCGACUCCGAACGCUAUACGGACGACAUUUCAAGCGAAACCCAUUAUUAACCCAAAUGUGACCAAUAAUGACAGCAACGGUUCGGUGGGUUCGCCGCGCGACCGCUCCAACAGUAAUGCAUCCGUGAGUCGAGAGUCGAAAUUCAAUUCGUCAGUCGUCGGCAAAAUCAUCUCCAAAUUGGAAGACAUGAAAGUAAGUGAUCUCAAGGCGGAGCUCAAGAAACGCAAUCUUCCCGUCUCGGGACCCAAACAGCAGCUCAUCGAUCGGCUCAAGCCGUUCGUGGACGCAGUGAUGGCCACCGCUAUCGCCAACAGCUCUUUCAUGACCAUCAGUUCGCCCAAUGGUAUGAUUAGUCCCGAAAGUGAGUCCAAACCAAUCACACCGAAUGGCGAUGUGGUUAAGAUGGAGCCCACGUGUGAUUCGGUGCCGAUGUCGCCGAACGCAGUCAUGUCGUCCCCCGACCACAGCGUCGACCCUAAGUCCGAACCAAUGGAUGUGAAAUCGCCGGAAAAUAAUGUGAUGGAAGUGGACGCCAUGGCUGAAGAUGUCGAUCAAAACAAUUCAAUGGAUUUGGGAACUGACGGCUCCGUCCACACCACAAACCAGACGAACGACGAAAUAGUUUUAAUACAACAGAAAAGGAUAAGUGAAUUGCAAAGAGAGCUACAGAAGUCUCAAAUGCAGUUACAUUUGCAACAAACGGCUGGCCUUCCGAUGGACUCGCAAUCAGUCGUAAACGCGCCUCAAAUACACAUCAUAUCGACGCCAAACGCUGAGCUCUCAGUGGACGGCGCCACACAGAAAUCACUUCAGCGACAGUUACUUCAGCAACAUUUGCAGCAAAAACUGCAGCAAAACCUCAAUUUGAAGCCUCAAACGCCUACUAAUGAGACCAAUUUGGCGACACUCCUGACGAACGGCACGAUAUCGCCGUCAGUGAAGGCGAGUUUAGCCGCUUUCCUACAAAGUCAACAACAACUGCAACAACAAAAUCAAAGCCUAACACCGAAACUGAUUACAACGCAAAACGUGACGCCUAUUCAGCAAAUUGUUUUGUGUCCAACAAUUUGUGCCACAACUGAGACCAUUGCCACUCAAGAGCCCGAAGGAGGGAAACAGCGGACAAAUUCCCUGCCGAACGGAUUGUCCCAUAAAUUCCUUACCCAUUCGUCCCUCAGGACGGCUUCCCUUCCAAACUUCAAUUCAAUACUUACGAGUCAUCCGCCAAACGGCGACCAAAAGACGACGACGCCAUCAGCCGAAGUGAAGCCACACCUGAUUGUGACGAAGUGUCCGCCCAAUUACGACGAGGCGACCAAACAGAUGAACAAACCUAAAGACAAGAAGAAGUCCGUCAAGAGUCAGGAGUUGGACGAUGUGCUCAAAAUACUUAUCAAAAACGGUGAACUGCCUCCCAGUGCGGCACAGGAUCCCACCACUCCUACCACACCGGAGAAGGUGUUGUCACUCAAGAAUCAAACAACGAAUCCCUUCGAAACCGAUGAACAAAACCAGUCGAGUAUUAACUUCGACAGCAAUAACAACGCCGAAAGCGCGGCAAUCGGUCACAACUCGAUGGCCGCCUCCGCGGGCAAGAGUGAGGCCUCCAAACACGACCCCAUCCUUCCCAACACGAUGUUCGGCGGCACUCUCGUCGACCCAUUAGGCGACCUUUUCUUCGACGACACGGAUUUCAAGUCGACCCUUGACUUGGGAUCUCUGAUGUGGGAUAAAGUGGAUUUCGCCACCUGA